AUGAUUAAAGAAAUCAAAAUUACAUUUUUAGGCAAUUCUGGGGUUGGAAAGAGUAGCAUUGUAAAGCGUUAUUGUUUUGAAGAAUUUGAUGAACACAAUCAAUCAAAUUUAGGGGCAGAUUAUGUUCCAAAGGAAAUGGAAUAUUAAAACAAUAAAAUAAAGUUAUAAAUAUGGGAUACAGCUGGAUAAGAGAAAUUCAGAUCUUUGGUUCCUCUUUUUUUAAGAAAUGCUCAAGCGGUAAUCAUUGUUUAUGAUAUAACAUAAAAAUCAUCAUUUACUUAAUUAAAAGAGUGGGUUUCUAGUCUUGAAUAAAUAUGUUCAAAAAAUUAACUUUUUUUCCUUGUUGGUAAUAAAUGUGAUUUAAUAGAAUAAGAAUAGGUUACAUAUGACGAAGCUAAGCAAUAUUCAUAUGUACAAUAACCAUAUAUUUAGAAUCUUAAAGCACCCCUCCAAUAUACAAGUUGCAAAAACAAUGAAGGGAUUCAAGAACUAUUUCAAAAAAUUGUAGAGGAAUAUUUAAAAUAAGAAGAGGAAUUAAAAAACAAAGAAUUACUAAUAAAUGAGAAAUAAAAUAGUAAAUUGAAAGUUGAAAAAAAGAACUAUUCUACCUGUUGUUGA
Paramecium tetraurelia is the source of this 618-nucleotide messenger RNA. RefSeq lists its product as uncharacterized. Gene Ontology annotation, molecular function: GTPase activity; GTP binding. The transcript has 4 exons. NCBI's taxonomy places the organism in Eukaryota, Ciliophora, Oligohymenophorea, Peniculida, Parameciidae. The record is from RefSeq and is a predicted model, not a curated record.